Messenger RNA from Biomphalaria glabrata, 4176 nucleotides. RefSeq lists its product as uncharacterized. The transcript is spliced from 6 exons. Bases 28 to 2844 code for a protein of 938 amino acids. Lineage: Eukaryota; Metazoa; Mollusca; Gastropoda; Planorbidae. The record is from RefSeq and is a predicted model, not a curated record. Gene Ontology annotation, cellular component: nucleus. Gene Ontology annotation, molecular function: histone binding.
UUUUUUUUUCCCUUGUAGCCUCAUAAGAUGGCGGGUGAUUCAGAAACCAAAACAAAUGGCUUCUAUUCAGACUUUUCUUUUGAAUCAAAUGCCAGACGAUUCAAAACAAACUUUGACUCAAUUUAUGAAAAGUAUCAGAGGCCUUUCCUAGAUGAUGACUUGGUAGAACUGAAAAAUCUGACCAUUAAAAAAGAUAAUGGAUUUUUACAAAUUAAGAAAUCUGUUCUCUUUGGUGCCGUCAAAUUAAAGUGUGCAAGAAGCAAAGGAACAUUUCCUGACAAUAAGGCUCUGGAAGAAACAUUUACCAUUGACAAAAAUGUGUCGAUGGCUAUAGAACGUGAAUGCGGCUCACUUUUUGGAGGCACAGAGCCUGAUGAUGAUGAUGAUGAAGAUGCUGAAACAUUAAGUCCUGUCAGCAGUGAAGAUGAGGAGGAAGAAGAGGAAAAUUCAUCUGAGUGCGAUGGUUGUGAUUUUGAUUCAGAUUCAAGUCUUAAGGAAGGUUCUAGUUAUUCAGAGCCAUGGGAUUCAAGCUCAGAAAACUCUGACAACAGCACCGAAGAUUUAGAAGAAAAGGCAUUGAAUGAAACAUUUGACAUUAUUAAAGUCUCAAAUAAAGAACAGAAUAGAGAGUGUCAAAAGUGUCAGCAACACAUUUUUAAAGCUACUCCUUUGCUAUCUAGUGAAGCUCGAUGCAAUACAGACCCCAAAAGUGUUCAACCAUUUUUUCCUGGAAGAAUUAUUUGUUCACCCAAACUGCCAAACAACAGACCAGGUACAAGCAAGUCCAAUGGUGAAUCCCCUCUGAAAAAAACUCUUAACAGCACAUUCUCCCCUACUUUAAAUACAAGCAUCUCCAGCUCACUGAAUGAUUUGAAGUUGGUCUCUCUAUCUAGCCCAUUGAAAAGUGAAACUUUGAAUAGUUCAAGGGUCAGCAGCAAGCUCAGUGCAUCACAUAGCAGUUUUGCUUCUCCUGUCAACACCACUAUUGCUUCAUCAUUUGGUGACUUGACUCUAGUCUCCCUUUCAAGUCCUGAGAUAAAGCCCCCUCGUAAUAACAAAUCUAUUGACAAACUCUUGUCUUCUCCACAGUCCCAGCAAAGAUCUUCUAAAAAUGAUAUGAAAGAUAUCUAUAUCUCAAACUUCACUGCGUCACGGGAUCAAAGAAAUGUUGAGACAUGUUUUAAAAGUCCAACAACAGUGAAAAGAAGAAUAAUCACAACUAAAGUUGAUUGUUUUGAGAAGAGACCAAUACCUGACAGAGUCAUUACACCGGUGCUGCAAUCUCAAAAUGAUAAAUUGAAGUCCACUUGUCAAAAGCUUGAAAUUAAAAAAAUGUCAGAAAUAAAAAAAACAGAAAGCAUGCCACCCAGAGACUUAAAACUAAGUGAGUUUUCCACUAGUGAUUAUUUCACAGAUUCAUCAUCACCCAGAAAAGUUCCCAACCAUGUGCCUGGCCAUUGUGACUACCAUUUGAUUUCUUUAGAUACCAACACUACAAAACCUCACAACUUUAUUGAUCUGCACAAUUUUAAUCAUCAACCUACAACGGUAAAUUGUCUAACAAAAUAUCUUGAGCAUUUGAAGUCUUCACAUUAUCUUAAGAAUGCUAAUUGUUCUGAGUCUUCACAUUAUCUUAAGAAAGCUAAUUGCUCUGAGUCUUCACAUUAUCUUAAGAAUGCUAAUUGCAUGGGGUGUACCAUUAAAGAGCCAAUAACUAUUGAAGGAAACAAAUUCAGGAAGAGGUUACAAUUGAAGAGAAACAGCAUUUGCCUGCAAAAAAGCUUGUUAAGUAACUAUUCGCUACCACAAAGUAGCUGUAGUCUCUCUAGCACAGAUGAUUUUGUUUCUGAUGACGAAAGUAAGUCAUCAACAUUGACAGACAUUGCCACAGAAGAGUAUAGUUCUAAAGAUCUAAAAUCUACACAGCAGGUAGGGGGCUGCAAGUGUAAUUGUGGAGGAAAGACCAAAAUUGUUUUAUCUAAGAAUGCAUCCACACAAGUGAGUGGUGCUCUUGAUCAGGACAUUGUCAAUAAACACUCUGAAACAUUGACAAUCUUGCCUAGAAAUAUGAAUAUGGAAACUUUCACUGUUUCUGACAAUCAUGCUGAAAGUGUAGAACACCUUCCACGUUGUAGUUUUCCUAUUACCACUAUUUCUAGAAAUCAUAAGAUUAUAACAGAAUGGGAUUGGCCUCCUUCCAGGCCUAAAUCUCCUUUAACACCUAAAAGAAAAAAGAAGGAUAAACAUACUGAGCCUCUUACAUGCAGCUGUCAGAAUUCCUCAGCAAGUAAAAAAUCUGAAAGUGCCAUGUUUACUGAAGCAUAUAUUAACAAGUUCUGUCCGAAAAAUCCCUUUAGAAUUGAUAGUGAUUCCCCUGUGCAUAAUGGAGAAAAGCCGUUUCUUUCAUUUCAAAAAAGCCUUAAAGCAUUUCGCCCUUUACGAAACAGCACAAAGCUAGCAGAUGUCUCACAACAUAGAGAUGUUAAUAGCCAUCCAAAACAAGAUAAAAUCUUUAUGACUGAUAUUCAUUAUCACCAGAAGCCACCUAAACUAAGAAAAAUAUCAAGUUCAAAGUUAUCUUUAAGAAAAUUGGCACUCCCCAACAUUAAGUUGCAUAGCAAAUCUAAUAGAAAGAGAAUGAUGAAUUCCUCCAAUUUGCCUGCCACUCAAACCUUCUUCCCUCUCAGGGCCAGUACACCAUUUGGAGAGAUGUCAAUCUUGGACAGUACAAUCUCCACCAUUGUAGAGCCUUCAGUCUGUAGUGAGACAACUUCUGAAGAUCACACUGACUUGGAUACCACUAGAUCUUUAUCUUUAGAUGAUGAUGUAGCACUUUUGUGCUGACCUUUGUGUAUGUAUAGCCUGAACUAUAUAUAUUUUUAAAAUAUGUUCUCUUAGUGUAGAUGCUUUGUUGAAAUUAUUUUCUCUGUGUAGAUAACUUGCAAUGUUGAUUUCAAACAUUUGAUGUUAACACUGGAUAUAUUACGCUUGCCAUUUGAAAUACUAAAUAUGUAUUAUUUGAGAGCCUUGUUUAAAAAAAAAAAAAGAUGCAUCUUUUGCAUGACAAUAUUUUUCCUGUGUGUUAUAAUAUAUUGUUUAAAAUGUCACUAAACAGAUAGUGUUGAUCCUGAUCAAACUUGAACAGAUUAUUUUUAGUCGCUGCUUAAACAUAUUUUAUAUUGAUGUACUUUAUAGUUCCUAUAUUUGUAAAAAGAAAAAUGUUUUUGUAAUUGUAUAAUAAAACCUUUACGCCAUUUUUUAAUGCUUUUUCUCUGGUGCAUUGCUGAAUCAAUGGAAGCAAAACCUGCACGAAAGCAUCUAUGUCUGUUCCGCUCAGAUGGCAAAUGUAGCAUCUAUGUCUGUUCUGCUCAGAUGGCAAAUGUAGCAUCUAUGUCUGUUCCGCUCAGAUGGCAAAUGUAGCAUCUAUGUCUGUUCCGCUCAGAUGGCAAAUGUAGCAUCUAUGUCUGUUCCGCUCAGAUGGCAAAUGUAGCAUCUAUGUCUGUUCCGCUCAGAUGGCAAAUGUAGCAUCUACGUCUGGUUCCGCUCAGAUGGCAAAUGUAGCAUCUAUGUCUGGUUCCGCUCAGAUGGCAAAUGUGUUCAAACUUCAGCGCCUACUGUCCCACACUAAAAUAAAAGAGAUGUUCAUCACAGAGGUCCUUUAUGGCUAUGAUUGUACCUGACUUGCUUACACAGAACAAGAGUGUCCGCUUGCGGCUUAUGAAUUUUUGAAUGCUGCUGCUUUUUUUGAUUCAACAAUAAACCUAGGGGGAAAAAAAGCAUUUUUAUGAAACCUUUACAUUUAUAUUUGUCUUCUUUUUUUUAAACCAGUAUCAAGAAUUAAGGGAUUUACCGCUAUUAAUGGUGUCUGUAAGUGAUAAAAGAAAAAAAAACAAACACUGUGCUGAUAUACGAGCCAGAAAGUAAAAGUUGAAAUUUGUUAGAAAAAUGUAACAUUGAAAUUAAAAUCCUGAUAUUGCACAGAUUGUUUUCCCUGAUAUACAUUUAGCAUUUCUAAUAUAAUAUUGGCUAGUUAUUGUGGUAGGUAACGGCCGAGUUGAAUGUUUCCCAUAGCCAGUGCCACAUUUUUUUUUUUUUUAAAGUUACAAUUGUCACACGGUAUGCUGUACUGGAUGAAAUGUUUGUUCCGUUAAAAAUUCUAUUCACUACCUUUAAAGC